Molecule: messenger RNA, 390 nt
Organism: Acanthisitta chloris (rifleman)
Lineage: Eukaryota; Metazoa; Chordata; Aves; Passeriformes; Acanthisittidae
Gene: MIMS2
Product: family with sequence similarity 210, member B
Exons: 2
Cellular component (GO): mitochondrion
Source: RefSeq, a predicted model, not a curated record
AAUGCAGCUGCACCCCCUGAAAAGACAACCUCUGACCCCAGUGGUGACCACAAGAAACUCAACAAGUCUCAGCAGCUGAAACAAGUUUUUAAAGAGUAUGGUGCUGUAGGGGUUUCAUUCCAUGUUGGAAUUUCUUUGGUAUCCCUAGGAAUCUUCUACUUGGCUGUGUCAAGUGGUGUGGACAUGACUGCAAUUCUCCUCAAGCUUGGUGUCAGUGACUCCUCCCUGCAGUCCAGGAUGGCAGCUGGGACGAGCACCUUCGUGUUGGCAUAUGCUGUGCACAAGUUGUUUGCCCCAGUCAGGAUCAGCAUCACUGUGGUUUCUGUGCCCUUCCUCGUCCGCUACUGCCGCAAGAUUGGGUUCUUCAAGCCUCCUGCCUCAAAGCCUUGA